Molecule: messenger RNA, 2861 nt
Organism: Hemiscyllium ocellatum (epaulette shark)
Lineage: Eukaryota; Metazoa; Chordata; Chondrichthyes; Orectolobiformes; Hemiscylliidae
Product: integrin alpha-D-like
Exons: 21
Coding region: 3-2861 (952 amino acids)
Biological process (GO): integrin-mediated signaling pathway; cell-cell adhesion; cell adhesion mediated by integrin
Cellular component (GO): integrin complex; external side of plasma membrane
Molecular function (GO): integrin binding; GTP binding; GTPase activity
Source: RefSeq, a predicted model, not a curated record
UUAUGACAAGCCCAGUCAGUCUCUCUGACACAACAGAAACUUCCUCUAAAGCUCCCACUCGACGAGGAAGAGGUGCUGGGGGUGGAGAUCGGGAGGCUAGGAACUCAGCCCCUCUCCCGCUGCGGCACACAACAGCCCUGAGAUCUGUCUCUGUCUGCCUCCUCCACCCCAGCCCUCCGACUGUCACUGGACACCCAAUGGGCACUCUCACUCUAACCCCGGCCUGUCUGACAGUGUUCACCACUUUCUGGUGUGUUCAUGGAUUUAACCUGGAAACGGAUAACCCAGUAACCUUCACCGAGGAUCCCCAGUCUCAGUUUGGACUCCGCGUGGCUCAGUUUAACGCAAACAGUCAGAAAUGGACGCUGGUGAGUGCCCCCCUGCUCCAGGAUAUCAACCGAAAUAAAACGGGAGCCAUCUUCAAAUGUCUGUACAAUGAUCGACUGUGCACCAAACUCAACACUCCAGUCGCAAGUGGAUCCGAGAAUAUGGGUCUUUCUCUGACAACUGGUAACUCAAACGGACCAAAGUUUCUCGCCUGCGUGCCCCGAUAUUCCUAUUACUGCUACACCAACACCUACAUCAACGGUUACUGCGAAUUGUUCAACCACCAGGGAACCGUCACAGAAAGAAUCCCUUCCAAGCUGCCAGUGUGUCCCAAGGUCUUGGUGGACAUCGCCUUCCUCAUUGAUGGAUCUGGCAGUGUGAACAGUGUGGACUUCCAGCAGAUGAAGGACUUCAUCAAGGAGAUCAUGAGGAAAUUCCGGAACGCGGAGACGCAGAUGGCGCUAGCUCAAUUCAGCCACAACGCGCGGACAGAGUUCACCUUUAACGGUUACAAGCAGGCUUCGGACAAGGAAAGACUGGUCAAUAGGAUUAGCCAAAUCAGGGGAGGGACGAACACCCCAGAUGGGAUCAACUACGUCACGGACAAUAUUUUCACCAAUUCUGCGGGUGCACGGGACGGAGCCAAACGUAUUCUUAUCACGAUCACCGACGGAGAAUCUCAGAACAGAUAUUUUCAAUCAGCUAUUGAUGCAGCAAACCGCAAACAAAUCCAGCGGUACGCCAUCGGGGUUGGCUCCGCCUUCAGUCAUUCUGCUGCUUUGAACGAACUGAAAACCAUUGCGUCCAAAAACGAAAACGUGUUCCAAGUGAAUAACUUUGCUGCUCUUGAUGGAAUCCAGAAACAAUUGCAAGAGAAAAUCUUCGCCAUCGAAGGCGCGUCGGGUCCUGGAACCUCGGCAUCAUUCCAGCUGGAAAUGGCUCAGGAGGGAUUCAGCUCCCUCAUUACCCCCAGUGCCAAAGUGCUCGGGGCAGUCGGUGCCUACGAUUGGUCAGGGGCUCUCGUCGAAUUCAGGGGGUCGUCACGUAUCAUGAUCAACUCAACUUUGCAAAAUACCAACGUGAAAAAUGCCUACUUGGGAUACACUGUCAAAGAAGCGAAAAAAGGCAGGAAGUCUUUCUAUGUCACUGGCGCACCCCGCUAUCAACAUAAGGGACAAGUGUUGAUCUUUGAGAGUCGUAUUUUGAGGGAUAAUAUUGUCGGCAAACAGAUUGGCUCGUAUUUCGGAUCGGAGGUGUGCCCGGUGGACCUGAACGGAGACGGGCAGAGUGACCUCCUGCUCGUCGGCGCUCCCAUGUACCACAGCCCGGGGCACGGCGGUAUGGUGACCGUGUACACCAUGGACUCCAGAGGUACGUUGAAAGAGGUCGGCUCACUGCAGGGACAGACAGGUCAGACACUGGGAAGAUUUGGGAGCGCUAUCGCACAGCUGACAGACCUCAAUGGGGAUGGUUACCGAGAUGUGGCGAUUGGAGCGCCCCUGGAGAAUGCCCACAGCGGUGCCAUCUAUAUCUACCACGGUACCAAGGACCGUAUCAAGCAGACAGCCAGUCAGAGAAUCGAGUCAAGCGUAGUUGGAUCUGGACUUCGAUACUUCGGGCAGGCCAUAGAUGGGGCAAUGGAUAUCAGCGGGGAUGGGCUAACAGACAUCACCGUGGGAGCACAGGGAAAAGUCUUCAUUCUGAGAUCAAGGCCGGUGAUGGAAGUGACGGUCAGCAUGACGUUCUCUCCCAAUAAGAUCCUGCUAAAACACGUGGAUUGUACGGAAAACAGGAAUGAACUGAAAGUAGACGUGGAGAUAUGUUUCAAAACCAAGCAGCUAACAACGCAAGUACAAGGUACCCCAUCCCUGAAUAUCAGCUUCGAGCUUAAGUUGGAUGAACAUCGCAAGAUCGAAAGAGCAACACUCACCAGUCAGACCAAAGGCAUCUUUCAGCUCACAGCAAGUCAUUGUGAGACACCAACCAUCCAAGUAAAAAACUGCAUCCAGGAUUUCCUGAAUCCCAUUGAGUUAAACGUAGUCUACACCGGUGAGGGCAUGCAAUCCAAUAAUAAUCCAGCACCCAUCAUCCAGUCCGGAAACACGGGAAAUUUCUUGGGAGACACUCCCUUCACAGACCGUUCCCAUCUCUUCCACUCCUCUCUGCCACCAGCCGGAUUCAUUCUUCCUGUUGACCAACCACGACCUGUCUUCCCCAGGAGGAAAACGAUGUCCCCAGUCUCAGGUGAAUCCCUGCAGCUCGUGUACAUUGAGAAAGAUGCGUUGUUCCUCAAUGAGGAUGCUUUUCAAAGCUGUUUCUUACGAGAGGAUGUGAAGGAUGGUCCAGUCUGUCUGAUUUCCAUCAUCGGGGAAGAGAGGAAAGGAAAAUCCUUUCUACUCAACUAUCUCCUUCGCCGGCUCCGUCAUCUGUCACAAGAUUUCUAUGAACAGCAGAUAAACCACAGCAUGUUGACAUUAAUGUCACCAUUUUGGUUAGCUCAGUUUGCUGGACAGCUGAUUUGUGAUUCAGAGUGA